AUGGAUUCUAUGCUGCCCUCCAUGGGCACCUCCAAGUCAGUAUUGCUGCUUGGUGCAGGCUUCGUCACACGACCGACUGCUGUUGAACUGGACAAGGCCGGCAUCUAUGUCACAGUUGCUUGCCGAACUCUGGAGAGUGCCAAGAAGCUGUGCGACGGUCUUCGAUAUGCCAAUGCUAUCUCCCUGGAUGUCUCGGACGAUGCAGCUCUGGAGCGAGAAGUCGGCAAAGUCGGUCUUGUCAUUUCGCUCAUUCCUUAUACCUUCCAUGCCCAAGUCAUCAAGGCUGCUAUCAAGACGAAGAAGCACUGCGUCACUACUUCCUACGUUUCGGACGCCAUGAUGGCACUCGACCGGGAGGCGAAGGACGCAGGAAUCACAGUCUUCAACGAGAUCGGUCUGGAUCCAGGUCUUGAUCAUCUCUACGCUGUCAAGACCAUCCACGAAGUACAUGAGCAGGGUGGACGUGUUCUCGGGUUCUGGUCGUACUGUGGCGGUCUCCCCGCACCAGAGAACUCAGACAACCCUCUCGGCUACAAGUUCUCCUGGUCGCCUCGCGGUGUCCUUCUGGCUGCCCGCAAUACCGGUGUCUACUACAAAGAUGACAAAGUCGAGACGACCCCUGGCGAGAAGCUCAUGAGCACCGCCAAACCCUACCUGAUCUACCCUGGCUACGCCACCGAAGCAUACCCAAACAGAGACAGCACACCCUUCCGAGCACGCUACAGCAUCCCCGAAGCCCGCAACCUCGUUCGCGGCACACUGCGCUACCAAGGCAAUCCUGCCUUUGUCCAGAAACUCCGUGAUCUGGGUCUUCUGAGCGAGGAGCCACAAGAAUACCUCAAAACAGCAACGACAUGGCAAGAAGCCUUUGCAAAGAUCAUCGGAUCCAGCUCCAGCACCGAGAAGGAUCUCGUCUGGGCUGUGAGCUCGAAGACCGAGUUCGCCAAUAACGAAGAGAAGGAUCGUAUCCUCGCCGGUCUUCGCUGGAUUGGUCUCUUCAGCGAUGAGAAGAUCGAGCCUCGUGGUACGGCACUCGACUGCCUCUGCGCCACACUCGAGAAGAAGAUGCAGUACGAGAAAGGCGAGCGCGACUUUGUUCUGCUUCAGCACAAAUUCGAGAUCGAGUGGGCGGAUGGCAAGCGCGAGAUGCGGACAUCGACCUUGGCGGAGUAUGGUGAGCCCGAGGGUAGUGGCAAGUACAGCGCCAUGGCUAAGCUGGUCGGUGUGCCUUGUGCAGUCGCGGUGCAGAUGGUGCUGAAUGGCGAGAUCAAGGACCGUGGUGUACUAGCGCCCGUGACUCACGAGCUUGCUGAGCCUAUUCGAGUGAAGCUGCAGAAGGAGUAUGGUAUCGAGCUGAAGGAGAAGACGCUUGCUUGA
This is a messenger RNA of Recurvomyces mirabilis, 1377 nucleotides long. RefSeq names its product saccharopine dehydrogenase (NADP+, L-glutamate-forming) (gene LYS9). Bases 1 to 1377 code for a protein of 458 amino acids. The record is from RefSeq and is a predicted model, not a curated record. The transcript is spliced from 2 exons. Lineage: Eukaryota; Fungi; Ascomycota; Dothideomycetes; Mycosphaerellales; Teratosphaeriaceae. Gene Ontology annotation, cellular component: cytoplasm. Gene Ontology annotation, molecular function: saccharopine dehydrogenase activity.